Molecule: messenger RNA, 1479 nt
Organism: Cryptotermes secundus
Lineage: Eukaryota; Metazoa; Arthropoda; Insecta; Blattodea; Kalotermitidae
Exons: 7
Coding region: 684-1340 (218 amino acids)
Molecular function (GO): DNA binding
Source: RefSeq, a predicted model, not a curated record
UCGAGAAGAGUGUGAAGUGCUGUGGCGCCAGUUGUACACUAAUCCUUGGAGCCCAGUCACCAGAUGUUUGUGAUGAUAAAGCGAUAGGAACUGGCGCCAAUAACUCGUGGAAUAACUUCAUUGCACAAUGUAUAUAUUUUUUUUUCGUUAUUGUUUAAUUAUGCAGUAUAAUUUGUUUUCCUUUUGCAAGUAUCUGCUGUUAUGAAAAUUGAUGAACCUAUGCCCAUACAACCACUAGGUACACUAUCUACCACAUUUUAUUUAGAGCCCAGAAAGUUUUUUCACUGCUUUGAUCACCAGACGUCUCAAAAUUGAGCAUUUUCCCGCUCGCAUGCGGAAUGGUGAUAACGUGUUCUCGUGCUAUAAGUGCCGGUAUUGUAAAUGUAUUUAGUUAUACAAGCACAUAGAUAUAAGUAACUUCUAAAUGUAACCCCACGUUUACACAACACAAGCCAUGCAGCCACCCCAAGAACACAAAUCAACAGAAGAGUAAUGAAAUAGUAGCACAGAAUGUACUCAUCAGUUCUGUAGUUACGAGUUUACAAUCAGUGUAUUAUUUCCAACAGAAUCUAUGCACAAAUUCCCACCUGACCAUUGACGUUGCCCUGCUGCCUAGCAGAGGUCGAGCGAACUAACGUCAAUAACACAGACCAAAAACUGAUGUUUGCUACACAGCAGCUGUUAUGCCGUGGAGACGUGAGAGAGUUCAGCUGUGUAUACUGCUACUCAGUGUACCAGUUCAGUACCUUAUUUCGGGAAACCUAGGAACCACAAAACUCAAAAUAUUGCCACAAGUGAAGCAUUUACAGGACAUGUGGUUCACAUUGCAAUCAUGGAAUGUCAAGUGGCUGCAGCAUGCAUCCUGGAUGCUAAGAGCUGUCAUUCAGCCAGACGAUUUCACCAGCACACAUGCUGAUGAGUCUCCAGCUGUUGAAGUUUUAAAAUAUAGGGAGAAAGCUGGAUACUUUGCCACCUCAUUAGAGGUGCGAAAUAAACGACCACUUCACUUACGCUACAGAAUUGGACAAGUAGUCAAACAUCGUACACUGGGCUACAAAGGUGUCAUUGUAGGCUGGGACCUGCAGGCCAAGGCUCCCGAAAGUUGGCUGCAGCAUCAGUAUGGCAGUAGCAAGGCUCUUCGUAAUUGGCCACAUUAUGCAGUUCUGGUAGAUGGAGGGGAUAUCACAGGAUCUCAUGUAACUUAUGUUGUUCAGAAACAGCUGGAGCUUAUGAAGAACACUGAAGUUCGACAUCAUGAAACGAAAGAGAAAUUUGAAUACUUUGAUGGGGCACAAUACAUUCCACGAGAAAGGUUAAGAAUUCUCUACCCAAAGGACUGAACAUCAGUGAACAUGAAUACUUGCAGUAUUUCAGUUUUGUAGAAUGUAAGAAUUAUUGUUUCAUGGUGUGACAAUGAAAUUUGAAAAUAAAAAUGUAUUUUACACAUUGAGAAAUGCUUAAUUAAAUUGAUUAUUUUUA